AUGGCAGUCGACGCAGAAGCACAACACUACACCGAUGACGUCCGCGUCCUUGGCUACGACCCUCUGAUCCCACCACAACUCCUCUUCUCCGAGCUCCCAGCACCCGAAAAGUCCCUCCAGACAGUCCGCAAAGGCCGCGCCGAAGCCAUCGAGAUCAUCAAGCAACGCGAUGACCGUCUCUGCGUCAUGGUCGGACCAUGCUCCCUCCACGACCCCCAAGCAGCCGUCGAGUACUGCACCCGCCUUGUCGAACUGGCCGACAAGCUCAAAGAUGACCUCUGCAUCAUUAUGCGCGCCUACCUCGAGAAGCCACGCACGACUGUUGGCUGGAAGGGCCUGAUCAACGAUCCUGACAUCGACGAAAGCUACCAGAUCAACAAGGGGUUGAGAGUGAGCAGGAAGUUGUUUUUGGACUUGACUGCGCAAGGCAUGCCGAUUGCUAGCGAGAUGCUGGAUACCAUCAGUCCUCAGUUCCUCGCGGAUCUGAUUUCGAUGGGAGCCAUUGGUGCGAGGACGACUGAGAGCCAGCUUCACAGAGAGCUGGCAUCCGGUCUGUCCUUCCCAAUGGGCUUCAAGAACGGCACAGAUGGUGGUCUGACAGUCGCUGUGGAUGCCAUUGGCGCUGCAGCUGCGAAGCAUCACUUCAUGGGUGUGACCAAGCAGGGUCUCGCAGCUAUCACGAAGACUGCUGGCAACCCAGACUGCUUCGUCAUUCUGCGUGGUGGUACAAAGGGCACAAACUACGAUGCGGAGAGCGUCAAGGCAGCUCGUGAGGCAUUGAAGAAGAAAAACUUGCCAGAGGUCAUGAUGAUUGAUUGCUCGCAUGGCAACUCCCUCAAGAACCACCGCAACCAGCCGAAGGUCGCAGAGACCAUCGCCGAGCAGCUUCGCGCGGGUGAGACCGGCAUCGUCGCUGUUAUGAUUGAGUCGCACUUGAAGGAGGGCAACCAGAAGGUCCCAGCAACCGGCGGCCUGGCCGCUCUCGAGAAGGGUGUCUCCAUCACCGAUGCAUGUAUUGAUUGGGACACCACCAUCUCGACGCUUGAGAACCUCGCCGAUGCGGUCAGGCAACGACGCUCGAAGAAGUCGGCGAACGGCGUCAAUGGCUCUCACUAG
Messenger RNA from Fulvia fulva, 1116 nucleotides. Its product is annotated as Phospho-2-dehydro-3-deoxyheptonate aldolase. Gene Ontology annotation, cellular component: cytoplasm. The transcript has 3 exons. Gene Ontology annotation, biological process: aromatic amino acid biosynthetic process. Lineage: Eukaryota; Fungi; Ascomycota; Dothideomycetes; Mycosphaerellales; Mycosphaerellaceae. Gene Ontology annotation, molecular function: 3-deoxy-7-phosphoheptulonate synthase activity. The record is from RefSeq and is a predicted model, not a curated record. Bases 1 to 1116 code for a protein of 371 amino acids.